Messenger RNA from Mesitornis unicolor (brown roatelo), 381 nucleotides. Its product is annotated as alpha-(1,3)-fucosyltransferase 4-like. The annotation marks the transcript as partial. Gene Ontology annotation, cellular component: membrane. The record is from RefSeq and is a predicted model, not a curated record. The transcript has a single exon. NCBI's taxonomy places the organism in Eukaryota, Metazoa, Chordata, Aves, Mesitornithiformes, Mesitornithidae. Gene Ontology annotation, molecular function: alpha-(1->3)-fucosyltransferase activity.
UCGGCCUACAAGUUCUACCUGGCCUUCGAGAACUCCCAGCACACCGACUACAUCACUGAGAAGCUUUGGAGAAACGCCUUCGCUGCCAGCGCUGUCCCAGUCGUCCUCGGCCCCCGCAGGGCCAACUAUGAGCGCUUCAUCCCUGCCGACUCCUUCAUCCACGUCGACGACUUCCCCAGCCCCCGGCUGCUGGCCACCUACCUGAAAUUCCUCGAUAAAAACAAGCCCAACUACAGGAGGUAUUUUGCUUGGAGGAAGAAGUAUGAGGUCCACGUCACCUCGUUCUGGGACGAGCAUUUCUGCAAGGUUUGCGAGGCCGUGAGGGCAGCUGGGGAUCAAAUCAAGACCGUACGAAAUCUGGCCAGCUGGUUUGAAAGCUGA